Molecule: messenger RNA, 1716 nt
Organism: Humulus lupulus (European hop)
Lineage: Eukaryota; Viridiplantae; Streptophyta; Magnoliopsida; Rosales; Cannabaceae
Exons: 2
Coding region: 1-1716 (571 amino acids)
Source: RefSeq, a predicted model, not a curated record
AUGGCCCAGAACGUCAACAAUGUUGCCAACAACAAUCUGAAUCAGGGUAAUGAGGGUAUUGCAACAGCUGAGGCAGACCUACCCCUGAGGGAUUAUGUACUCCCUACUAUUACAGGGGUACAUUCUAGUAUUCACCCACCAACUGUAGAGGCGAAUAAUUUUGAGAUAAAGCCUUCGAUUAUCCAAGUGGUUCAGAAUUGCGUUCGGUUUGGGGGGCUACCUAAUGAGGAUUCGAACUUCCAUAUUACCAAUUUUUUGGAGUUAUGUGAUACCUUCAAAAUGAAUGGACUAAGUAAUGAUGCAAUCCAUUUGAGGCUAUUUCCAUUUUCUUUGAGAGACAGAGCUAAAAGUUGGUUGAUUUUGCUGCAAGCCAAUUCCAUUGUGACAUGGGAAGAUCUUGCUAAAAAAUUUGUUGCUAAGUAUUUUCCUCCCUCUAAAUUAGUUCGGAUUAGAGGUGGAAUAAAUCAUUUCUGUCAAUUUGAGGGGGAAUCGUUAUAUGAUGCUUGGGAAAGGUUUAAAGAGUUACUUCGAAAAUGUCCACAUCAUGGUAUAGUGAAAUGGAUGUUGGUGGACACUUUCUAUAAUGGACUGAGGGGAAACACAAGGACUAUAAUAGAUGUAGCAGCAGGCGGAGCAUUUAUGAGCAAAAGCGCUCACGAAGCUUAUGAGCUUUUAGAGGAGAUGGCCAUGAAUAAUUAUAAUUGGCCAGCUGAGCGAGAAAAUAAGAAGGUGGCAGGAGUUCUAGAAGUUGAUCCUAUUGCUAUGCUCACUGCUCAAAUUGCUUCGCUAACUAAACAAAUGCAACAACAAAACAACAUUUCAGCUCAAGCGAUGCAACUACAACCUGCUCCUAUCAUUUGUGAGACAUGUGUAGGCCCUCAUCACUUUGAGAAAUGUCCAGCGAUGAGUUCUUAUUCGGUAGAUGACAUUCCACUUGAAAAGGUUCAAGCCAUUGGUAAUUUCCCAAGGCAACCAAAUAACAACCCAUACCCUAACACUUAUACUCCAACGUAUAAGAACCAUCAGAAUUUGUCAUGGAGUAAUAAUCAAGGGCACCAACCACAAUAUCAUCCAAAUCCACCUCAAUAUCCUCCAAGUAGACCAUCUUAUGGGCUAAAUACAAGACCCUUUUAUGAUACUCGAAGGUCACAAAUGCUGCAACAUCAACAACUACCCCCUCAAAUGACUAAACCAGAGGUAUCCGCUGAUUCAUUGAGCCAAUUUAUGACAGAAACUAGAUCCUCUAUUUGGAGCUUAGAAACACAAGUUGGCCAACUUGCAAAGUUGAUGGCGGAUCGUAAUCAAGGGAAUUUACCUAGUUCAACUGUGGUGAAUCCCAAGGAGCAAUGUCCAGCUGUCACUUUCAGGAGCGGGACUAAGUAUGAGGGGCCUAUAGUAGAAAACAAGGGCAAGAAAAUAGAUGAUCAACAUGUUAAUAGUCCAGCACAAGAGGAGGCUACUGAAGACCUUCCAAAGACAGAAAAGCCAAAAUACACUGAGCCUACACCAAGGAUUCCAUAUCCUCAACGUGGAGCUUAUCGUGUUUAUAACAUGCGAACUCAAACUGUGAUGGAAUCUUCAAAUGUUGUUAUUGAUGAUUGGAAAGAUUUUUCUGAAUAUUUCAGUGAAGAAGAAAUUGAAAGGUUAAUUGAUGAAAACACUCAAAGAGAAUCAUCUGAUGUAAUUGGAAGUGAUUCUGUGCCCAUAGUUUCAUAA